AUGUUACCAAUGUCAUCUUCAAAUCAUCAUACACAUAUGGAAACAAGUUGGAAAACAUAUUAUGAUGCAAAAAAAAUUCUUCGUCAAACUGAACAACGUUUAAAAGAAACACGUGAUUAUUAUCCACAUGUUCAUUUAAAUAAUCAUUAUGAUAAUAAUAAUGAUUUAUCAACAUUAUCAUCAUCAUCAUCAUCAUAUUUAUUACAUGGUGAUACAUCAUUAAUUCAUGCUGGUAAUAGAUCAAUAUUAAAUGAUGAUCGUACAAUUAAUACUAAACAUCAACAAUUACUUGAUUCAGAAGCAUUACAAACAAUUCGUAGAAAAAUUAGUAAACAAAAAUUAGCAGCAGAACGUCGUGCUGAAAAUAUAUUUCAUUCUCAAUCAGAUGCUGGUCAUAUGUUUGAAUCAUAUCAACCUCAUAGUACAUAUUCAACUUCUGCUAGUUUACAAAAUCUUCAUUAUUCUCCAUAUCGUCAACAACGUAUUUCACCUCCAAAAUUUCAACCAUCAUAUACAACACAUCUUUCUCAAUCUCAAUCAUUUCCAUCAGAACUUGAUAAUGUUCUUCGAACUUCGACAAAUUCAAAAAUUUUACAUAAAAAUAAUGAUUUUGAACGACAAACAAUUCAACAAUCAAAUAUACAUAAAAUACCUAAACAUAUAUCGAAAGAUAAUUAUUCAUUAACGAAUGGUCGAUUAAUUCAACAACGUAGUACAAGUGCAUCGAAUAGUCUUACAACUAGAUAUCAAGAUCUUCCUUCAUCUCAUUAUUUAAAUUCAAAUGAUAGUCAACGAUUAAAACAUGUUGUUCGUCAUGUUGAAUCUUCUGCUCAUACUUCAUCAGGUUUAAGUGCUAAAACAAAUUUAAUAACAUCAGAACCAAUUGUUGCUAAAAAAUCAUCAUCAAUAUCUCAACAAGAAAAAUUAUUAAAAAAAAAACCAAUAACAGAAAUAAUUAAUAAACGAAUAAAAACAGAUAUUGAAGAAUCAUUAAAUUAUACAAAUCAACGAACAGAAAAAAUAUUUAAAUCAAAACGUGAUACUAGUGCGUCGAAACCAUCUAGUAUUAUUACAGAAAAAACCCCAUUAAAACCACCAUUACCGAAACCAAAAUCUGAUGAUGAAAAUAAAAAAUUUGAAGACUUAAUUCAAAAAAAACGUCAACAACAUGAUGAAAUUUUAUCAAAUGAAAAAUAUUUAAAAGAUGAACAAGAUAAAAUACGACGAGAUAAAUAUAAAAAAUUCAAUGAACCAAUUAAAGAAAAUUCUCAUCAAUCAUUAACAAAAAGAACAACAUCAGCAUUUACACCUAUAACACCAAAAGAUUUAACAGAACAAACACGUCAACGUUUAGUUCAUUUGCUUGGACCAUCUUCAGAUUAUCUUACAAAUAAAUCAUUGGAAUCACCAUCUUCACUUGAACAUUCAUUAUCAUCAUCGAUUUCUUCAUCUAAUGAUUCCGUAGUUGAAGUUCAACAAAUAAAAUCAAAUGAUCCUAUAACAGUACGAUCACGUUCAGAACCACCUAUACAAAAUGGUGGUACUAAUAACAAUGUACAUCGUCAGGAAAAUUUACUUCGAUGGGCUGGUAAUUUAACAAGAGAUUGUGAUAUUGUAGAAAAUAGAUUUAAAUAUUUACGAUCAAAUAGUACACAACCAUAUGAUACUAUUUCAUCAUUAUAUCAACAUGAUGAUGGAAAUUUACGUUAUCAAACAUUAAAUUCUGAAACAAUAACACAUUUAAAUCAAUCAUUAUCAAAUAUAAAUGAUCAUCGAGAUUUAUUAUUAGAACGACGUAUAUAUCGUGAUCGUGCUGCAGCUAAAAUUCAAGCAGCAUAUCGUGGUUAUACUGUACGAAAAUCUUUAUCAUGGUUAAAUGAUAAACAAAAAUAUUUACAUGAUAAAUUUAAUAAACGACCAAUUCAUCGAGAUACAACAUCAAUUAAUAUUGAUAUACGUUUAACAAACGAUAAUUUUCCUAUUGAUUCAACACAUCGACGUUAUGAAAAUGCAUCAAUCAAUAAUUAUCAACAACAAUCUAUACGAAAAAUAACAACAUUACCAUUAUAUUCUGAUGAUUAUGAUAAUAUUCCAAAUGGAUCAAUAUCAAAUUUAUCAACACCAAUUAAUCAUAAACAAAUACCAAUAAUAACUGCAAAUUAUUUAUUAGAUUUACCAAAUACAAAUUCUUCAAUAUUAACAACAUCUAUACCUUCACCUGAAUCUCAUGUACCAUUAGAUAAUGAACGUCGUCGAUCUAUAUCACCACCUUUACCACCACAAAUGUCUCCUGAUAAUGGUCGUCCACUUCCACAUUUAACACAAAAUUUAAUUGAUGAACAUAUUGAUAUAACAAAACGAUUAAAAACAAAUUUACGUUCACAAAAUUCUCCAGUUAAUACAUUAUCUCAACAACAAUCAAUACGAAAAUCUCCUAUUCAACAAUUAUCAUCAUCUUCAUCAUCAUCAUCAUCAUCAUCAACAAUUAAGAAUCCAAAACGUCGAUCACCAUCUCCACCACCAUUACAACAACAAACAAUAAUAAAUACACAUUCACGUCAUCGUACUCCACAUAAUUCAAGUCCUCCAACAUCUUCAUCUGAAUCGUAA
This is a messenger RNA of Rotaria sp. Silwood1, 2610 nucleotides long. NCBI's taxonomy places the organism in Eukaryota, Metazoa, Rotifera, Eurotatoria, Philodinida, Philodinidae. The record is from the annotation of a GenBank genome assembly.